This is a messenger RNA of Hydra vulgaris (swiftwater hydra), 2231 nucleotides long. RefSeq lists its product as uncharacterized. The record is from RefSeq and is a predicted model, not a curated record. NCBI's taxonomy places the organism in Eukaryota, Metazoa, Cnidaria, Hydrozoa, Anthoathecata, Hydridae.
GCAGCUACUAAGUGUUUGAAAAUGUUUAAAAGCAAUCCUAGAGUACAUAAAAUUUUAAGACAUGAUUAUGGCUUAAAGAACUUAAAUAAAGCCAAUGGUGUUUUAGAAUACAAUGAAGAAGUUAAACUAUAUUUUAACCUUACAAAUUGUGUGCACAGUAACUUGGGGUGCUCAAAAUGUAUAUGCAAAGAAAAAUCUUAAGCAAGAUGAAGAUAAGGAGGAGAGUCUUUAUAGAAAUGUGCUCCCAUAUAUAAAAGAAAUAACUUUAUCUGCUGGCCUCACAAAACAAGAAUUAAAAAUGCCAUUCAAACACAAAGAUAAGCUCAACCAUGUAAAAAACAUUCAACUGCUAACUGAGUUAGAUAAAAAAGUGCUUCCAUGGUUAAAUGAAGUGACUUUAAAGGUAAAUAAAAUAGCAGAGACCAAGACAGAUAAAAUAAAAUUUCGUAAAAAAAAUCAAAACCGUAUUAUGGGACCAUCAGCACUGAAUUCAGAUCAGACUUUCUUGGUAGAUACAAAAAAACAUGUAAAAAAAAAAAACGAAACCAAAAAACUUAAUGACAAUCUAAACAACAUAGAAAGUUUUCAUCAAGAAAAUUCCGAACCACCACCACUACAAGAUUUAGAAACGCCUCACCUGGAUGAUACGCACUUAAAAGAUUUUGAUGAAACACAGCUCCAGGAUACAAACACAAAAUCGGAAUACAAUCAAAAUAUUUUGCUUGAAGACAAUCAAAAUAAAAUAUCACUUGACGUUGCAUCAGAGGUUGCCAAGUUAACAAAUCAAAUAGCUGAAUUCCAGCAAGAAGUUGUAACAGAGAAAAAUACUAAGAAAUUCAAAGUUAAAAAACACCCAGAGAAAAUUCAUGCUGAAACACAAAAAACUUCUGAAUUUAACGAGUCAUCUAGUAAGACUAAACUAAAUGAAAUACAAAAAAAAAAAACAAAGAAAGUAACUUUAAAAGAGAAGAACCUUGCUGAUAAAAUAAACACAAAAAAAACAUCUAAAAAACAACUGAAAACCGUGAAGCUCAUAGUCGGAGGAAGUAUAGGACUAGAUGGAAUUAUAAGGUAUAAAGUUGAAGAAGAAAUUUGCACAUUUAAUGAGUCAUUCAAUGAAAUAAAAAAGUUUUUUGAUCCAGCUGAUCAUGUUAUAAUAAACUUAGAAUCAUCAAUUGGAUCCAGUGAAAACAACAUGGAUGACAAUAAUGCCUCAAUAACAGAUCAAGAAGCUGUUCAAGCUCUACUAUAUGCUGGUAUUGAAACAGUUGUUCUAGCAAAUGCAUAUAUCCUAGAAAAUGGACUUAAUGCUGUAACUACCACCAAUGACAUUUUAACUAAAAAUAAUCUUUUGGUAUCAGGGUUAACAGAAAACAACAAACAACAGGAACCAGUGGUUUUUGCAAAUAAUGGUAUAACAAUAGGAAUUUUGUCUUAUUGUAUUUCUAAUGAUGGUUGCUUGAAAAAUGAAAAUGAAACUGGAAUUAAACCAGCUGCUUUUAAUGAAGAACUAAUAAAAAAUGAAGUAACUGAACUGAGAGAAAGUGGCAUUGAUAUUAUAGUGGUUUACUUACAUUGGGAAAAUGAAGAAUCAUUGAUGAAAGUUGCUGAAGUCAAAGAACUAGUCCAAAACCUAUCUAGCAUAAAAAUUGAUGCACUAGUAGGAUGUCACCCUUUAAUACAAAAUCAUUAUUUUUAUGAAAACAUGUUGGUUUUUUUCAAUCUAGGAAAUCUUCUGACACCAAUGCAUGUGCAUUUUUCAAAAAUAGAAUCUCAUGCUGGCAUAUCUGAAAAACAAGUCAAUAAACUAUUUGGAAAACGAAAUGAACAUUGGGAAACGCCCAUUUUGUCAAAACUUUUACAAAUAGAAGUUAAUCGAUAUGGCUUGGUUCAUAACCAGUUAAAGUAUUUGCCAAUAAGAGUUGGUCUUAACCAAAAUCAUUGUUUACAAGUUGAAAAAAUACCAGGAAAUAAUUGGAUAACCAUAUGUUCAGAAGAUGACAAACUUUGUAAAAGCUAAAUAAAAGACCGUGUUAUCAUUUUCUUACCUAUGCAAAUCAAAUCAAUAGAAACAAUUAAAACACUUCUAUUAGUUCACUAACUAAAGCUGUAAUUAAUAAUUAUGCUAAUUUUGUAAAAAAUGCUUAACUACAAUGCUUAUAAAUAAGUGUCUGUAAAAUAUAGUUAUAUAUUCUUUAAAUCUAAUUAAAUGCAAUUUAAAAACUUUAAAA